AUGGUGAGCAUCCCUGCACCGGCAUGCACAGUCUCCCAAGGCUCAUACUGCUGAAGAGUACGCCCCUCUCUCCCUCUCUCUCUCUUUCUCUCUCUCUCUCACAGGCUCUCCAACUCAACCUGUCCCUCACACACAUACACACACACACGUGCUCAGUCACACACGCGCAGUACUGUCAGGAGCGCUGCUGCUGGACCACAGCCAUCUCGCAAAGGAGGUUCUAUCGGAGGGAAGAGAAAGCCAGAGCGAGAGCAAGACAAAGAGAAGGAGGACGGCAGAAGGAGAGGAGCGAAUAGGAGUGCGGGGACCUGCACAAGGAAGGAGAGACCCAGCGCUUUGUGAAGACAAGAAAGCGAGGGACAGGAGGAGGGAGGUGGAGAGAGGAAAAAAGAGGAGGGGAAACAGGAAACGCGAUCACUUUCAAUCGCAGCGGUCCGUGUCGCAGCAUGGGCAAUGCACCAUCCCAAGCCAACGCCGGGGCCUGUUUUCCUAAGCAAGAUCCCGAGCGUGGUGGCAGUCACAUGAUCUCGACAGAUGACUUGGAGUAUCCGCGAGAAUACCGGACGCUGGGGAACAGCGCUCGGCGCUUCUCCAAUGUGGGCCUGGUGCACACAUCCGAGCACCGCCACACCGUCAGCGCCGCCCAGAGCCUGGAGGCCCUGACCAACCUGCACAAGGUUGACAUGGAACGCAAGAGGGACGCCUUCAUGGAUCACCUGAAGAGCAAGUACCAGCAGCAGCAGCAGCAGCAGCAGCAGCUGCAGCAUCCGCAUCAUAGCCCACACCACAACCCACCAUCUCCCUCACCAUCUCAUGCCAGCAUGAGGGGUACAUCAGAGCGGUCUGCACGAGAACAGCAACAGCCCAACUACUGGAGCUUUAAGAGCCGCAGUCCACGGCAUUCCCAGUCUACCCAGUCUGGGCUUGCCGACCAAGCCGCCAAGCUCUCCUUUGCCUCUGCUGAAUCCUUGGAGACCAUGUCAGAAGCUGACAUCCCCAUCGGGUUUAAUCGGAUGAACCGAUUUCGCCAGAGCCUGCCGCUGUCCCGCUCUGCCAGCCAGAAUAAGCUACGAUCUCCAGAUGAAUAUUCAGGCGUGCUGUUCCUGCAGUACGGAGAUGAGACACGUCGGGUUCACAUCACCCACGACUUGAGCAGCCUGGAUACGCUGCACGCUCUUAUCGUGCACAUGUUCCCUCAGAAGUUGACAGCAGGUAUGCUGAAGUCACCCAACACGGCCAUCUUGAUCAAGGACGAGGCGCGCAACGUCUUCUACGAGCUGGAGGAUGUCCGGGACAUCCAAGACCGCAGCAUCAUCAAGAUUUUCCGCAAAGAACCCAUCUACGCUUCCUACCCUGCUGCUGCACACCUGGCUAAUGGAGACCUGAGGAGGGACAUGGUGUACUCGUCUCGCGACUCCUCCCCAACUCGCCGCCUCAACACCCUCCCCUCCUCUACGGCCUCAGCGUCCUCUGGUUCUCCAUCUCGCUCACGCCUAUCCUACAGCGGCGGCCGUCCUCCAUCCUUCACUGGGUCCCACUCUCAGCAUGAACAGCCCCGACAUCCCCACCAUCCCUCUGCCGGCCACGGUGCCAACUUAGGCCUCUCUCCCUCGCCCAGCGCCAUCCUAGAGCGCCGCGAUGUCAAGCCUGAUGAAGAAGUUUCUGCAAAGAAUAUGGCGCUGAUGAAGAGUGAGGGGCUGUAUGCAGAUCCCUACAGCCUUAUGCACGAGGGCCGCCUCAGCAUUGCCUCCACUCAGUCGUUAGCUGCCAUCGGAGACCCCUUUAGCUUCCCUGUUUCCAGUGGCCUGUACCGCCGUGGCUCUGUGCGCUCUCUCAGCACCUACUCAGCCGCUGCUCUUCAAGGGGACCUGGAGGACUCCCUCUACAAGCCUGGAGGUUCGCUCUACGCUGACACAUACUCCUCAGCCACUCUGGGCAUGGGUUUUCGCAUGCCGCCCUCAUCCCCGCAGAAAGUCCCUGACAUGCAGCUGAGGGACAGGGACUCUUAUUCUAGCUCACCCAGCAGAGCCUCACCUGUCAGGCAGACCUUCCGCAAGGACUCUGCCUCCUCCUCUGUGUUUGUGGAGAGCCCAAAGUCGAGGCCCAGCUCCAGUUCAGAGCCUCUGUGUCUGACAGCUGGGCCUGGGGAGGGCGGCAGGGCCACGCCUGGCUUUGGUUCUUCAAUGUCUGGACAGGACCCUGACAGCAGCAGGGAUCAUCGCCUGGAGCGUAUGGAGGCAAUGGAGAAGCAGAUAGCCAGCCUUACUGGGCUGGUCCAGAGUGUGCUGACCAGAGCACCAGACAGUGAUAGCACAUGCGGCCUGCUGCGUCUCUGCAUGAUGGCGGGCUGCCCUCCAGACCAAGGGACGGAGUUCUCACGGCCAUUACCUUUCUCUUCCAGCGAGAAGACCGAAACCAACAGUGACGGCUCCGCCACUGGAACAGGACGACUGAAAAAAAAAGCUCAUACACCGUCGGCACCUCUAGCUCUGAUGCCGCCGCCACCUUCUAACACAACCCCGGUGAACUUUGCCGGCCGCUUGCAGAUGCAGCUCCACCUGCAUGGCCUGCAGCAAAACGCCACCGACCUGCGCAAACAGCUUGGCCAGCUACGCAAGAUACAGAUAGAGAACCAGGAUUCGGUGCGAACUCUGUUGAAGCGGACAGAAGCAGAGCUAAACUUGCGUGUGGCCGAUGCCUUGAGGAAACAGGAGGAUCCUCUACAGAGACAGCGCCUCCUGGUGGAGGAGGAGAGACUCAAGUACCUCAACGAGGAGGAGCUCAUCAUCCAGCAGCUCCAUGACCUGGAGAAGUCAGUGGAGGAGAUCCAGAAGGAGUCGUCUGUCAACCACAAGCUGGUGACAGUGCAGGAGCUGGAAGAGAAGGCCACUGUUCUGAGAAAGCUGGGAGAAACACUCACAGAACUGAAAAAUCAGUUCCCAGGCCUGCAGAGUAAGAUGCGGGUGGUGCUCAGGGUGGAGGUGGAGGCUGUCAAAUUCCUGAAAGAAGAGCCACACAGGCUUGAUGCCCUUUUAAAACGCUGCAAGACUAUAACUGACACCCUCGCCACCAUGCGCAAACAAGCAAAUAAUGGAGUGUGGAAGAAGCAGGAGGACUUCUCUAUUCCGUCAUCAAAGCACGACGACUUGCGAAAGUUUUCAGACUUUGACCUCACCACUAGCCCACCCCUCACCAUCAAUGACCUUGGGGGCGGCAACAGCCUGUCCAACUGGAGCCCCCACUCCAGCCUCAGCCGUGGCCACGGCAACCUGUCUGGCCCCCACAAGGACAAUCAUCCUCCUGUUCCCCACAAAGGCAAAGCCCUGGAGGAGCUGGAACGCCGUGCUUUAGCUGACAAAGCUUUAUCCGUGGAGGUCCGACUGGCAGCAGAGCGGGACUGGGAGGAGAAGCGUGCUAGUCUGACCCAGUACAGUGCCCAGGACAUCAACCGAUUGCUGGAAGAGACCCAGGCUGAGUUAUUAAAAGCUAUUCCAGACCUGGACUUUGCUGCCAAGCAAAUCAAGCCCUCCUCUAACACACCAUCUUCCCAGAUCCCCCAAAGUGGGGUAGGAACCCCAGAGCACCGCGUCAGCAAGCCCCAGCACAAGCUUUCUGGGAAAGAGGGAGGAUCAAGGCGUGGCUCUGAUGAGUUGACAGUGCCGCGGUAUCGCACAGAAAAACCCUCCAAGUCUCCUCCUCCUCCACCACCUAGACGCAGUUUCCCGUCUUCUCCAGGCAUAACCAGCCGCAGUGGAGAGCCCCUCAUUCCUGGGAAAAGUAUAAAGAAGUCUGAAUCUGAAGAGACUGAAGGUCAGAAGCCUCAUGUAAAACUGAGGAGGACCCUGUCUGAAAACCCCCGUCCUGCGUCUACACCCCCCACACUGGCCUCUGGGGACAAGGAGGAAGGAGAGGAGGAGAGAAUCGCUGCCGAAUUGGAGCUGUCUAGCUGUGCCUUACUGGACUGCUCUAGACUUAAGAGAGAGCUGCAUCUGGCAGACCACACAGGCAGCACAUCAGUUGCAACAGGAAGGCGCUUGUCUCCUGUUCCCCACAUCGUGUUGACAGAGUGUUUGCCAGCUUCGCCGACUGCCUUAGAGGAUCCUGUCAGAGAUUCAGCAAACAACCCUGUAGAAGAGAGUCCAUCCCGAGAUUGGACUAGUCACCACACCAUCUACCAGACUACAUUUUCAAAAGAAAGGGAUUCAUUUGGAAGCACUUCUCAGCAAGAGCAGCAUUGUUUUAAAGAUGACAUGGAGUUAAAACAGGAAGUCGCUCUGCUGUUGACAGAGCUGGAGGUGAGGGUGGUGUCUCCCGUUGAGGCCAUGGAGCUCUGCACGACUAUCGGAGAAGCCUUGCAGAUCCUGAUUGUCUCACCACAGACUAAUGAAGUCCCUGAGGUUCAGCUGACUGGCCGGCCUCUCCUAGUACUACUCCGAGAGGAAAAAACUGUCAGGGAUGCCUACAGGCUGCUGUAUUCCCUUUUGGAGUCAUCCAAGCCAGUGCCCAAACCCAGAAUAAAAUCCUCCCUCCACUCGGGCCAGCAGAGCUUUCUGGUGGAGGCUCUUAGAAGAGGGAUAGAGACGGGAGAUCGAGUGCUGACACUUCAGCACAACACUGAAAUUAAGAUUCCUGAGGUACAGCAGAAAUCAAUAAACAUUACUCUUAAGUCCAGUGGGUCAUGUAGCUCUAUGGACAGUCUAUCCAACCAGAGCCAAAGAAAAACAAGAGAAGAUAUUCGAUGCAGCACCUACAUGAGGCUGGACAGCUUGGAGGAGACUAUUCGUGAGCUGGAGAACACCUUGAUAGAGAUCAGUGGCCAUCCAACUGCAGAGCAGCUCUACACUGAGACAACCACCAAAAGCACUCCUGUAAAGACGACAGGCAGUCGAACCUCAGAGACCAAGAAGCCACCGGUACCACCCAAGCCGUCAUCUUUCAACCCAGCAUCGAUCCAGGGAGGGAAUAGUUCAAGUGUUGGUAAGGUCCUCCACUCCUCAGCUGCCUCCAAGCUAAAGCACCUGCAGCAGAACAGCACAGACAAGACUAAAAGUGGCAGAAGAGACGACUUCCUGAAGAUCCAGGGCCAGCACCAGACGUGCCCACCAUGGGUGACCUCUCCACUCGGCCCACAGAUGAAGGCCUUGGGGACCAACAGCACCAGUGGCAGUAUUGAGCCAUACCUCUCUGGUAUCAAAACAGGAAUUUUCUCAGGCCGAGUGCCCUCUCCUGCAGCAGCAUUUGCCCCUGGCCUGAGGAAGAAUCCCCAAGAGGGGUCACUGCCCAUCCUGAAAGCCUCCUCCAGCCAAGCGAAGGCCCUGCUGGCAAGCCUGUCUGCCUCCGGCCUGAGUGCUGAGGCCCUGCUCCUCUCCUCCACCCUCCGUCAUCGCCGCCUUCUACGUGAGCAGCGAGCCUCCUCCUUGCCCCUGCCCAGCAGUCAGUCCUCCCCUCCUACUCCCAUUGCUACCUCCCCCUCCUCUUCCUCUUCACCCACCACCUCUACUCCUUCCCUGUCUCCCUCCUCUCCCACCAAUUUGUGUUCCCUUACCCUCUCUUCUGCGGUUCCCAAACCCAGCGGUUGUAGCUCCAGCCUCAACAGCUGCAAGGAGGGGGCCAGUGAGCAUGUGAAUAAGGGCUUUGCCCCCGGCAACUCCCAGUAAUAAACAUGUGGAGGACGAGGACAUGGGAGAAUUUAAGCACCAUCACAUCAUGAACCAUGAAGAGAAAACAACUACAAUAAGGACAUUUUCAGCAUUUUUUUUCAUGGGAUUUUUGGCUUUUUUGACCUCUUGUUUUUCUUCUCUAGUUUUGGCCUCACUCCAGUAUGCAAAGUUUCCUACUCUGAUCUGGUUCCAUAGUUGUUAGUGGAGACAUAAUUUCUAGAAUGUGACUUUUAUCAUAGAAAUAAGAGCUCCAUUCAUUACCAAGUGAGUCCAGUUGUUGUGUGUGUGUGUUCAGGAUAAUAUUGCUCUCACUUACCUGCAUCACCUGGCAGAAUGUGCUCGGCAGAAAACAAAAUCAAAAGAAGAUCAAGGUGAUGAUUGUGGUUUCAAUUUCUGAUUUGUAUUUGAUUUUUCUUGAAACCUGUGUUUUAAACUCCAAACUGGUGCUAUAUUUUCCCCUCCGUUUGUACACACUGUGAUAAGGUUUACAUGAUUGUCCUCACUCCCCGUUCUUUGACCUGCCCUUUGUUGCAAGUGUACAUUCCACAUUCUAACUUUGACUUUAUGUCACACUGUUUGAAUAUUUAUGUACAUCACUACAGAAUGAGAUCCUUGCAUUGAAAAUUAGGAACAAUUAUAGGACAUUUUCAACUUACAAUGAAGAUACAUUCACAAAGGCACAUUGUAGGGAGCACAUUUCUAUUUAAAAUAGAACCAGGAGGUACAGUUACACAAACAGAGGGAAGGGAUGCAAAUGGUGAAUUUUAUAGACAAUGAAUUCAUAUGUGUAUUUGCUAAUUAAUUAUGACAAUCAGGAUGUUUCUGCAGUAGCAUCUUAUAGGUUGAUCUGGCAUUUAAGCACCUAAAAAGACUCAAGCACACACAGUGAUGAAUAACACACAAUCUGUCACACAUUCUGCACUUGUAAAGCCAAGCUGUUUGCAAAAGCACAGACUCUACUAGUUGUUUUGUUUCAGCAAGUCUUGUGUGAUGAUUCAUUUUCACAUUUGUUGCACCAAUGAUGAAGAAAACCCUAAGAUAUAUGCCACUUUGACCAGAACAUGAUAUCUGAUCUACAGAGCGACGGAUCAAGUGGUUUCAUUUGGGACACUUGUUUCUUUUAAACUUCACAUGUAUUUUGAUGGGAAGCAGCUUCCAAAGUUGUCAAGCACCUUCUUUGAAUAAGAACAAAAUGUAUCUUUCAAUGCAGUGAAUCGAUCGCACUUCAACAUCUAUUGAACUGUUUCAACUCUUAAGCAGUGUUUGAAAGAUAAAGAAAGUUGAUCAGCACAUAUUUACAGACUUCAGAUAUAUCUUGACCCUUAAAGGGCCUAAGAUAUGAAUAUAAAAAACAUUAAGGAAGCAGAGUUUCCUCUUAAACACCCUUUCUUCUAAUUUUGAUCUUGUGAAUCUGCUUAAAUGUGACGAGCACAAAGCUACAAAUGUUCCUAGAAGGAAGAAGAAAACAUCCCUGCAUAUUUUAAAUACUGUACGUUAGAUUUCCGAUAUUGCUGUUGCCUCAUUUGGUUUUCUUUCCUGCAUGUUGAAACAUUUAUGAAUGUUAGGCCUUUGGUGUUCCUCAAUGACGGUAGUUGAAGUUAUAACUAUUUCAAGCACAUCAAAGGCCUGUCAGUGAUUCCCUAUGUGUGAACCUCGCACAAGGCACCAUUUUGAAGCUCCCUGUCUUGUGUUCUGCCUUAGGGCUGCCCACUGGGGAGGUGAUGAUGUUGUACGGACAGGCAUAGACAAAGUGAUUGAUGUUAUGGGUUUUUUUUUUUCAGUGGUUAGCUAAAAUACUUUAUGAAAUGGAUUAUUUGUGGCAUUGAGAUGAAAACGUGCAAAAGGGGAUUGUGUCAAAGAGUAGUCCGUUUGAGGAGAGGGGAUUAGUUUGGGGACAUGUGUUUAAUAAGGCUGGCAUUGACUUGCCUUGUCUCCAUUGAGAGUGCUUGAUAUAAAAAGACCCAAAGAGAUGCGAGGAAGGGCAAGACAGUCGGAGAGCCAGUAAGCGGCUGUUCUUUCCCUGCCCCUCUCACUUUGUCUUUGGUGUAGGGCGUCUUUGAAAUAAAAACCACUCAGUUGAGGUUAUCCUAGGACAAAGUUUGAUAGGCCUCAAUAUAAACAGUAACAGUAAUUUUGCCAAGGCAGUGCUCUUUGCCUUUGUGAAACGGUCUGUUUGUCUGCAAGGAGCUGUUACCAUAUUUUUCCCAGUGCCUCCAAGACUUUGUUCUUAUUAGAAUGCCCCAGUUGAUCUUGUAUUACAGUAUUAGAUCAGCACAGCAAUGAUAGAAUAACACGUUUACCCAAAGAAAAUGGUGCGGAAAUUGGCUUGUUCCAAUUUUUUCCGCAGAAAACCACUUGAAAUGCGUGAUACUUGAGUGUGUUAGGUUGCAGCGGUGGCAUUUGACUAAACACUCCUAGAGCUCUAACAAUGUGCAAAACUGCAAGCUUACAGCACAGCAAAUUAAGCCUCACCCUGGGUGCUCUGUAGCUCUGCCAGACAGGUUCAAGCCCUGGGUUUCAUAUUGAGUGAAGUCAAAUGAAAGAAAUUCACUUACUCAUGCUGUUCCACACUCAAAUCUAUAACUCCGAGUUAAAUUUGCUGCAUUUGCGUCUGGUGAGCGUUGAGGAGGAAGUAUUCACGCUUGGCUGCUUUCCCCAAGUAAAGUCUGAGCUGAAACCUCCCUGAAUUGCAUGGCAGUGCUCUCUGGAAUGAUUUUUUCAAGACAAGUGUUAGUGUGCUGUGAUUUCAACAUGGCUGGAGGCUUAGAUGGCAUGUGGCAGACACUCACAGUAAAUGCCCCUGGCAAUCAGAAAAACAAGCAAACUUGAAAUCAAACAUAGAAGAAAUAUACAUAUAUAAAUAUAUCUAAGUGAGAUGUUUGUGUAUGAUAUAAUUGUGAAGAAAAAUGUGAUAUAUAUAUAGGCCUAGAUUAAAUUAUAUACUGUAAAAUGUCAUCUCUUCAGUUUUAUAAAUUAGUGAUGAUUUUGUACAGAGUUUUCUUUUUUAAGUCAUUGAGAAAGAUAUUACAUUUCACACAGAUUAUUUAUUCAUACGCAGAACAUUUUUAUAUUUGUUUAAAAAUAUCUUUAUAGAUAACAGUUAGCCUCUGUAAUAUACGCUGAAGUUCAUUUUUUAAAUUCUAGGGUUUAUUAUUAUUUAUUUACGAGCACUGAGUUUUUAUGUAGUUUUCAAGCGCUUGUCCCUGAAAAUGCUUGUCCAGCUCAUCUGCACCUUGGCCUCCUUAUGUGAAGGGUCACUAUUGAGGUGUAAGAGGCUGGAUCAGUGCCUGUGCUUAGGGGCUUAUUUUGCUACUAUGUUUGUUUUAGGGGGUUGUUUUCUGUACCUAUGGUCUGCUUUUUGUUUUGUUUCACCCCAUCCUGUCUUUGUGAUUCAGCUGGUAUUAGUAAGUUAGAUUGCCUGAAACACAGAUAGUAGGGUAACUACUGUGAAAGUUCAGUUUAUGGGCCCAAAGGCUUCAUAGAGAGUCUUGCUGCUUUGACAAAAGUAAGUUACAUGGCUUUAAUUUUCCUCUGUGUCAUGUCGGCAUGUGAACAGGAGUGGUAGCAAUGUGAAUGUGGAUGCUCAGUGCAAAAGCAUUCAAAGACAACAGGUUCUUAAUCAUUAAAACAGGUACAUGUUGUUUAUUCACUUCCAGUUGUUGCACUGAGUGGCUUUAAGUACGAGUUGAGCUAAAACACAGAAGUUGUUAAACCACCAAGACGGAUCAAUGAGGGAAUUAUGUGGCGUUGUGUGAAUUAAAAGUUUUAUCUCUUCCUUUGCCAUUGUAUCUUUUUUAUAAGGAACCUACAUUCUAUUGUAUGUACUGGUAUAUGAGAUUUUUACAUGAAUUUGUGGAUGUUCAAAAAUCUUGGCAUCAAAAGGAGAAAAACAAAAAUUGACUUGUAAAUAGGCCGAGUCAUCCCUAGCGAGUUCAACCAAUUGUUAUGUCCAAAAGAUGUUUUAUUAUUAAACUUUGACGAUGGGUACAAAGGUAUAUACAAAAUAAUGCAUGUGUAGUCUCAAGCAAUCGCACGGUGCAGUUGAAAAAAAAAAUGUCUACAGGUUUUCUCAAAAUAAAUGAGAAAGAGAGGAAGAUAAAGGCGAUUCUGUGAUAAAGGUUUACAAACAUGGAGAAUGAGACAUUAUUUUGGUAUUUGUGACACAGGCAUGUUCAGUCUUACUGUGAUGUUAUGUGACAAUGAGGAUGACUAUAGUGGCAGAGAGUGUUGGAUGUCUAGAAGGAUUCAGAAUGCUUGAAAGCACCCCAACCAGAAAAGUCACCAGUGAUGGUGUACUCUUUCCACAGAGUGAUUCUCCCAUUUGUAGAGUAGUGUGAUAUAAGAACAAAAAUAAUACAGAAAAUAGAUCUAUAAUAAUAUAAUGAUAUAUAAAUUUAAAAGCCUACUGAUACUGGAGAUACUAAUUUAUCAGUGUGGAUGCCAUGAUAUUCUGUGAGAAAUGUGUGUUUUUCCUGUGAGAAGACAGUAGGCAGUUGAACCUGCCUUCUUUUGUACAUAAUUUGCUGUGAUUGUGUGUCCAAUAAAGUGCAGCUCUCUUGUACAAUG
This is a messenger RNA of Etheostoma spectabile (orangethroat darter), 10226 nucleotides long. RefSeq names its product SRC kinase signaling inhibitor 1a (gene srcin1a). Gene Ontology annotation, biological process: regulation of dendritic spine morphogenesis. The coding region runs from base 447 to 5657 and encodes 1736 amino acids. Gene Ontology annotation, cellular component: postsynaptic density; cytoplasm; actin cytoskeleton. The transcript is spliced from 24 exons. Lineage: Eukaryota; Metazoa; Chordata; Actinopteri; Perciformes; Percidae. The record is from RefSeq and is a predicted model, not a curated record.